GGUUUUGGCGUCAAGGUCACUUUGAUAAUUAUUCAGUAAUUACUCCUGUAGAUCAUGAGGGUUUUGGGCUCAGAUAAAGUUCAAUUCAGGAAUUUAAUAAGAAAGUGAUUUUAAUUAUCAGUAGCAGUUUGAAGAAAAAUAAAAAAAAAUAAAUAUCAAAUAUUCUUGUAAUUAUGAAUGAUGGCUGAUGUUUCUUGAUUAAAAAAAAAGAAAAGAAAGAAAGUUAAUUAGAUUCUUUGCUCUUGGAUGCUCUGCUCCAGUAGGGGUUUUACUUCUAUGACAUUCUGUACAUGUGCAACAUGACCUGCAGUGAUAUUUGGGAUGAGUUUUUUGUUUGAUUCGCCCAUGUUUUUAUAUCCGGUGUACUUUGCUAGAUGAUCAUAAUUAAAUUUAAAAAAAAACAUUUUAGCCAGACACUACAGUGAUGUUGGUAGGUAACAACAUGGCUCAGAAUAGAGUGGAUGUGCAAAGGACUUAAUUGAUCCUGAAAUGUACCGAUUUUGAUGCUGUCUUAAGUCACUAAAAUGGGCGGAAACAAAUGAUCUUGUAGAUGACAAGAGAAAGGAGACUGCUCUGUUCUGCUCGUUACUGCUGUGUUGUCUGAGAAGCAGGGAGGUAUUUUAGACAUGUCAUUUGAAUGACACAGACCUAGCUGACCUUGACUAAUGUCAUGCUAACUGAUAUUGUACUGCAGGAACUCUCUGACAAAGGUCAUACUAGAAGUAACACAAGUGGAAUGAUAAUAGGUCUCUGUAUUAUCUCCAUUUGAUAUCCUUUAGUUGAAAAGCUUUGGCACAUUGUUUAUCUCUGAAAGGAGUUACAUGAAAAACGCAGUUAGAAUCAAUUAAACAAUAUGUUUCGAGCCAGUAUUUGAGCUUCUGACCCACCAGCCCUUUUUUAUAAAGCAUGAAAGGUCUUUUAUCUUUUGUUAUGCAUGUUAUAAAUGCAGCCUUGUUAAAAAUCCAACCAGUGAACGGAAAAUUACUUAGAGUUCGACAGAAGCAGAGCAAACAAAAGAGCAAAGGCACUAAAUUUCCACAAUGCUGUGAAUCUUGCUGGCCAAAGAGUGUGGAAGGUCAUUUAGAGGUGACAUUGAGGUUGCUGAAAAGUAGCUUUGCAUGACGUCUCUCUUUACACGCUAUAUACAGGAUUUUUGAAACAUAAUUUGACACACAGAGCUAGUUACUGUCAAAAGAACAACAAUAUAAGCAGUAUAAUGAGGUCACUCUUUUUACAUUUUGUUCAAAAAAUGUGUUGGAGAACAGACUGUUGGCCUUUGUUGGUCUGUAGUGACCUCCAAAAAAACAAUAAAAUAACUAUAGAAAGACCAGAUCCAGCUUCGUAAUAACACUUGUGUAUGUAUGUGCUUUGAAUAAAUAUUAUUUAAGUCAUAAAUCUUAUUCACAUCUCUAUAAAGCAGUUCUUUCUCUGUGUGAAUGCUGCAUAGAACUUUACAAAGUCAGUAAUAACUUCAACUAGUCAUAUAAAGGUUCAGGAAAUGUUAUACUGUAAAGCACAUGACAGUGUUCGGCCGUGUGCAACGAAGAGUUCUGCAGUUGACUGUACGUUGAAGAAAAGACCUGCUGGGUUUCGCCCCAUAACAAAAAAUGAUCCGCUGUUUACUCUCCAAACACCCAGAAUGCAUCCCUGCUGACGAGACUCUGACCUCUCGCACCACAAGGACGUUCUUCCUGAGGAGAGGCCGAACAGCGUUGACGAUGGGAAAUCUCACACUUGUGGCUUUGAUAGCAGUGCUGUUCAGCUUUUUCACGGAAACUGAAGCAAAUCCAUUUGUUUACAACUAUGAAAGGCUACGAAUUGGAGGCCUGAUCUGUGCCUGCUUGUUGGUGGCCGGAGGAGUCAGCGUUAUACUUUAUAACCGGUGCAGCAGGAAGAACAAAGCAGAAGAUGACAACAGUGAAAUCUGAUAUCGUGCCUGACAAACCGGUUUCGGCCAGGAAGAAGAGCUGACAGGCAAGGGGUGGAGGAAUUGGGAGAAAUGUGGGGGGGUUGAGAGGAAACACACCUGCUCAGGUGAUUAUACCUGUACAGACCUGUGCAAAGAAACAGCAUUGAUUUUAUUCAAAAGAUGAAGUGUUGUGGAAAUUUGGCAUCAUCUGGCAGCAAUGAAAUGAAAUAAAUGAAACCCCCCACAUAAUUUCUUCUUGUUUUCAAACGCAUUUAGUUUAUCCAGAUCUGCACUGUUCGGCAAACGAAGCUAAUUUCAACAAAGAUGUCCCUGCCUGUAAAUACACAUGGAGCUGCACAACGUAUUUAGUCUGUCUGAGAUAUGCUGCUUAGUUUAGUCUUUGCUGUAAUGUUGCAUUUACCUAUUGAGAUGGUCCAUUAGGGAUAUAUUAGAAUUUUCACCUGGUGUUCAUCACAUGCUUUGCUGUAUGAUUAGCUGUUAAAUUAGAAGAAUUAGGAAAAAACACUCUGCUAAAUAACAAAAAUUCAAAUAAAUGUCACUAUGCUUGAAAAAAAAA
This is a messenger RNA of Amphiprion ocellaris (clown anemonefish), 2486 nucleotides long. It is a transcript of the gene fxyd11, whose product is annotated as FXYD domain containing ion transport regulator 11. Gene Ontology annotation, molecular function: sodium channel regulator activity. The coding region runs from base 1608 to 1928 and encodes 106 amino acids. Gene Ontology annotation, cellular component: membrane. The transcript is spliced from 7 exons. NCBI's taxonomy places the organism in Eukaryota, Metazoa, Chordata, Actinopteri, Pomacentridae. Gene Ontology annotation, biological process: regulation of sodium ion transmembrane transporter activity. The record is from RefSeq and is a predicted model, not a curated record.